AUGAAGGUCGCCAGAGCCUCGCUUCUUGCCAUAUUGGCACACUCGGUCAGCGCCCGCUUUGUUGCCGAAGAUGAAAUCAAUCGCGUCCAGUUGUAUCCCGCCGGUUCCGAGCCCGAGAAGUAUUUGAUUGAGCUUGCCCCAGGCGACACCCGCUGGGUGACCGAGGAGGAGAAGUGGGAGCUUCGCCGAAACGGCAACCGCUUCUUCGAUAUCACUGACCACAAAGACCUCGGCGCCACCCGCCUCCACACAAGGACGAAGAGUGUCUUCCCCGAGAAAUGCCACCUCCAGGACAAGGUGAAGCCUCUCAUCAAAGACCUUGACAAGUCCGAAAUCCAAAAGAACCUCGAGAAGUUUACAAGCUUCCACACCCGCUACUUCAAGUCCGACUAUGGCCGCCAGUCUUCCGAGUGGCUCCUCUCCAAGAUCAACUCCAUCAUCAAGGAUGCCGGCGCUGAGAAGCACGUCUACGCUGAGCACUUCCCCCAUACCUGGCAACAGAGCUCCAUCAUUGUCACCAUCCCCGGCAAGUCGAACAGCACUGUUAUCAUCGGCGCCCACCAGGACUCCAUCAACCUGUGGCUGCCCUCUAUCCUCGCGGCGCCCGGCGCUGACGACGAUGGCAGCGGCUCCAUGACCAUCCUCGAGGCCUUCCGCACCCUACUCAAGUCCAAGGACGUCGUUUCUGGCAAGGCCGACAACACGAUCGAGUUCCACUGGUACAGCGCUGAGGAGGGCGGUUUGCUUGGUAGCCAGGCCAUCUUCUCGUCGUACGAGCAGGAGGGGCGUGAUAUCAAGGCCAUGCUCCAGCAGGACAUGACCGGUUUCGUGCAAAGGACGCUCGAUGCCGGCCAGCCCGAGAGUGUUGGUGUCAUUACUGACUUCGUUGACGCUGGUCUGACCGGCUUCAUCAAGAAGGUGAUCGUUGAGUAUUGCAAGGUUCCCUACGUUGAGACCAAGUGCGGAUACGCCUGCUCUGAUCACGCCUCUGCAAGCAAGGCCGGCUAUCCCUCAGCCUUCGUCAUCGAGUCCGCCUUCGAGUACUCGGACAACCACAUACAUAGCACCGACGAUACCAUCAAGUACUUGUCGUUUGACCACAUGCUUGAGCACGCCAAAAUGACCCUUGGACUGGUGUACGAGCUCGGCUUCACUGACUUUGCUGCUCUUGAAAAGAAGAGUGCGACUGUUUCUGAGGAGUUGUAA
This is a messenger RNA of Colletotrichum higginsianum IMI 349063, 1206 nucleotides long. Its product is annotated as Peptide hydrolase. NCBI's taxonomy places the organism in Eukaryota, Fungi, Ascomycota, Sordariomycetes, Glomerellales, Glomerellaceae. Bases 1 to 1206 code for a protein of 401 amino acids. The transcript has 3 exons. Gene Ontology annotation, molecular function: metalloexopeptidase activity. Gene Ontology annotation, biological process: proteolysis. The record is from RefSeq and is a predicted model, not a curated record.